AUGCAGCAGGUUCCCAAGUGUGCCCUUCAGCAUGUCUUUCGUAAGAAGAAUAUUGUUGCUGACCGUUUGGCUAAUUGGAGUUAUCAAGUGGAUCUUGGGUUGUGCGUGUUUGAGCAGGCCCCUAGUUGGUUAAGUGCUUAUCUUGUUGAUGAUCUGCUUGGAAUUGUUCAUUCUAGAUUAGUCUGUUUAGACCAAAAGAAAAAGCAAAAGAGAGAAGAAAGUUGGUCCUCAACCACUCCUGUUUCAAUCAAUGGUUUAAUAUUCAAUCAAUCCUCAAAAGUCAAAAUCAGUACCACUCCUGUUUCAAUCAAUGGUAAUGGCUACGGCUUCUACAACUCAUCCUACGGGGAAAACCCCGACCAGGUUUAUGCAAUCGGGCUAUGUCGAGGGGAUGUCACGGUGGACAUUUGUCGUGACUGCCUCAGCAAAGGCACACAACAGCUCACACAGGUCUGUCCCAAUCAAAAGGAAGCUUUCGGCGUAUUUGACCUGUGCACGCUUCACUACGCCAACCGCUCUAUCUACGGAGCCAUUGAAACUUUUCCUGCUUUCCGGUGGUAUAACGUACAGAACGUGUCCAACGUCGACGGGUUUUUUCAAGAGCUGAGGACGCUACUGGAUGACCUAAGGGGUCAAGCUGCAGGGAACAGUUCACUUCGAAAAUUUGCGGUAGGGACCGCAACCAGAGACGGAUCCAUUAAGGCGCAAAGAGGCGCACACCGGAAUUUAGUUAGACUCUUAGGUUUCUGCUUAGAAGGAAGUGAAAGGCUUCUUGUCUAUGAAUUUGUCCCUAAUGCAAGUCUCGAUCACAUCAUAUUUGACCCAACACAGCGUGCACAACUAGACUGGGUGAGGCGCUACAAAAUCAUAGUAGGCACUGCUCGAGGCCUCCUUUACCUCCACGAAGACUCUCGCCUUAAAAUUAUUCAUCGUGAUCUCAAAGCUAGUAACAUCUUGAUAGAUGCAGAAAUGAACCCCAAAAUUUCAGAUUUUGGCAUGGCAAGGUUGUUCGUUCUUGAUCAAACGCAAGGCAAUACUAGUCGGAUUGUUGGGACCUUUGGGUAUAUGGCUCCAGAGUAUGCAAUGCAUGGGCACUUUUCUGUUAAGUCCGAUGUCUACAGUUUUGGUGUGUUAGUUCUAGAGAUAGUCAAUGGACAAAAAAAUAGUGGCUUCAGGCAUGGAGAAAAUGCGGAGGAUCUUCUAAGCUUCGCCUGGAGAAGUUGGAGGGAAGGGACAGCUUCAAAUCUAAUAGAUCCCACAUUGAAGACUGGUUCAAGAAAUGAAAUAAUGAGAUGCAUCCACAUUGGAUUAUUAUGUGUGCAAGAAAAUGUAGCUGAUAGGCCAACCAUGGCUUCUGUUAUUCUCAUGAUGAAUAGCUACUCCUUCACUCUCCCAGUGCCCUCCCAACCUGCAUUUUAUUUGCAUAGAAGCAUUGGAUUGGACAUGCCGUUACGAUCUGAAUAUAAUUCGGGGGCAACAAGGUCAGAUCGAUCCAAGAGUAACUCUGUCAUGGUAAUGGAAUAUGAGACUUUUACUGAACCACAUCCUCGCUAG
Prunus persica (peach) is the source of this 1554-nucleotide messenger RNA. RefSeq names its product cysteine-rich receptor-like protein kinase 29. The coding region runs from base 1 to 1554 and encodes 517 amino acids. Lineage: Eukaryota; Viridiplantae; Streptophyta; Magnoliopsida; Rosales; Rosaceae. Gene Ontology annotation, biological process: protein phosphorylation. The record is from RefSeq and is a predicted model, not a curated record. Gene Ontology annotation, molecular function: protein kinase activity; ATP binding. The transcript has 6 exons.